CAAAUGGAACCUUGUACCAUCGAGCCUGUCUUCUCCGAAUGGAAGAGGGAAAAAGAAGAGUAUGUGUUACUGGUGGUACUGGCUUUAUUGGUUCUUGGAUCAUCAAGAGACUUCUUGAGGAUGGUUACUCUGUUAAUACGACCGUUAGAUCUCACGCAGAACACAUGAAAGAUGUGAGCUUCCUCGCAAAUUUACCAGGAGCAUCUCAGAGGCUACAAAUUCUGAACGCAGACUUAAGCUACCCAGAAAGUUUCAAGGAAGCCAUUGAAGGGUGCAUGGGAGUAUUCCAUGUGGCUACUCCAUUUGAUUUUGAGGAAAAGGAAACUGAGGAGAUUGUGACCAAGCGAUCCAUUGAUGGGGCAUUGGGAAUUCUGAAAGCAUGUCUCACUUCAAAAACUGUGAAAAGAGUUGUUUACACUUCUAGUGCCGCUGCUGUUUCUGCAACUUGCAAAGAAGAUGAAGUGAGGGACGAAAGCUCAUGGAGCGACGUGGAUUCACUUAGAACUUUGAAGAUAUUUGGAUGGUCUUAUGCAAUUUCUAAGACCUUAACUGAGAAAGCAGUGCUUGAAUUUGGAGAACAAAAUGGAUUAGAUGUUGUGACUUUGAUUCCUACUAUUGUUAAUGGAUCCUUCAUUUGUCCUAAGCUUCCUGGAUCCGUUGGUUCUUCACUCUACUUUUUAUUAGAUGAGAAGGACCCACUUAGAUAUCUGCAGGCACCUAUGGUGCAUGUAGAUGACGUGGCAAGAGCACAUAUAUUUCUGCUUGAACAUCCCAAUCCGGGGGGAAGAUACGUUUGUUCUUCAUGUCUGGCAUCUAUUGAAAAAGCGCUUGCGAUUGUGUCUGCUAAAUACCCAGAACUUCAAAUGCCAACCAUAGAUUCCUUAAGAGAAAGCACUAGCCUGAAAGUUCCAGAUCUGUCAUCUAAGAAGCUUAUAGAUGCUGGAUACGAGUUCAAGUAUGGACUUGAGGAAAUGUUGGUGGAUGCUAUUGAAUGCUGCAAGGAAAAGGGUUAUUUGUAGAGCUAUAGUAUAAAGUGUUACCACAUUAUCCUAUGAAAGUACGGCAUAUGGAAGGUGUUUUAAUUUGUCUUUGUAGUAGAUAUAUGCAUGUGUGGUUGAAUGUUUGCAUGACAAAUUAUAUAUAUAAACGCUAUGACUGUAUGAAAUGUUGUCUUGACAGAACAUGGGCAAGAUUGGCAUUAGUGAUAGGCUCAAACUGAAGGUUCUUUAAGGAACAAAGUUUCAUUACUAAAAUCUUUUGAAUAAUAUUUACAAGGCUUCAGUUCUGUUAAUUCAAAUCAAAUUCAAAUCUCUUAUUAACCAGCUCAUUAGAGGUUUGUUUAGCUCACCUUUUGUCGAAGUCCUGCGGCAAAAGUGUUGAUUUGGUUUUCUAAUUUAUACAAAGUUUUAGUCUAAUCCCUUAAAUUUUAUAAAGUAUCUUUUUAGUCUGUUACUCCCAACACUCAAUCUCAUAUUAUAACUUUUUGUGCUAAUCAUUG
Neltuma alba is the source of this 1498-nucleotide messenger RNA. RefSeq names its product vestitone reductase-like. The coding region runs from base 39 to 1019 and encodes 326 amino acids. NCBI's taxonomy places the organism in Eukaryota, Viridiplantae, Streptophyta, Magnoliopsida, Fabales, Fabaceae. The transcript is spliced from 4 exons. Gene Ontology annotation, molecular function: oxidoreductase activity, acting on the CH-OH group of donors, NAD or NADP as acceptor. The record is from RefSeq and is a predicted model, not a curated record.